This is a messenger RNA of Onychostoma macrolepis, 2566 nucleotides long. Its product is annotated as deleted in malignant brain tumors 1 protein-like. Bases 2 to 2158 code for a protein of 718 amino acids. NCBI's taxonomy places the organism in Eukaryota, Metazoa, Chordata, Actinopteri, Cypriniformes, Cyprinidae. The record is from RefSeq and is a predicted model, not a curated record. The transcript has 13 exons.
CAUGAGCAUCAUCAUGUCUGUCUCUGCUCUGCUCUCAGCUCUGCUGCUGCUGGCCUCCACAGUCUCAGCCUCACACUACUAUGGAGGAACAAUGACCUUCGACCCAAGAAAGAAUCCUGAUGGAUCCUAUAGGGUGGAUAUCCGCUUCAAGGAGGCCUAUCAUAGCUGUGAUACAAGUGAUUCCUGGUUUUGUGGGUCUGGAAAUUGUGGCAGUAGAAGCACUUAUGUGAGCGGUCGUUUGGACAACAGUCCCAAUGGUGGUGGCUGGUGCCAGACUGAGGGAGUGAUGACAAGAACCGUCUCCAACAACAGCCCAUUUCAGCUGCAAAAAAGUAGUUGCUGCUGGAUCUAUAACACAGUUUCAAAUGGUGGAAACUGGAGACUUCUCACACAUAUUGACCUUGGAGAGAGAUCUGACACCUCUAAACCCAACAGAUCUCCAGUCGCCACCACACUUCCCAUUGUAAGAAUUCCUCAGAACUGCGCCAGGAACUACAAUCUUUUGUCCUGUGAUCCAGAUAAAGACCAGGUCAGGUGCAGAUAUGGACUUUUCUCUGCAAAUGAGUGUGGAAUGUGCAACCAACAUGCAGGAUUCACUUUGAACCAGAGCACCUGUACUCUGUCAUACUCUGUUAACGCUUCACGUGGUGUUUAUGCAUUUGAGCUGGUCAUGGAGGACUAUCCCACCCAGAACAUAACUUUAAACUACACUGCCAUGGCCGCGGCAGUCAGAACCCCCUUUUUUAAUGCAUCCUCCAAUCCACCGUUGAGCAAAAUACCUCUCCAGUUUUCUGUUGAAGUGGAGGCUCCUGCACCAUCUUGCAUCCAGGGUGAAUAUCUACCUCGGUUCCUCCACCCAACACCUCAUCACGGAGAACAUCUACAGGCUCGUGUCAAUCAAGAACUGGAGUUCAGAGUAAAGGCUACUGCAACCUACUCAAACAUCACAGACGUGGUCUUUAGUGGACCUCUGAACAGCACGAAGGAGACCACCACCACUGGGGAGCAUGUGAUCAACUGGACACCAACGUCAGAGAAUUAUGGCCAACAUUUUCCAAUUUGCUUCAUUGCAGAGGCACAAUAUGGGUCUAGGAACUAUCAAUCUGAGAUGAGGUGUGUAAUUGUUGUGGUGGAGGCUGCAGGUCCAAGAGCACAAGUGAGUUGCACUAAGGACACAAUGUCAGUGUCAAUAGAAAGAGCCACUAUUUCGGGUAUUCAUGGAGAUCACUUGCGGCUGAACAACAAUGCUUCCUGUGCAGUUUCUUCCAAUAGCACACAUGUGUUUACAACUUUCUCUCUAAGUGGAUGCGGUACUCAGAUUGAAGAGACUGUUGAACAUCUCCUCUUCAAGAACACAAUUGUUACCUUCGAUAAUCCAAACCACAUCAUAACCAGGAAAAAUGUAUUCGAAAUUGAAGUUAUGUGCAAGUACCAGAAAAAGAGCAGCAUCACCACAAGGUUUGAUGCUCACAGACCAGCUGUCAACUUCACCGAGAGAGGUUUCGGCUCAUUCAGCUAUCAGUUUGAGUUUUUUCAGUCUGGUAGUUUCAGAAACAUAAGAAAUUCCAACACCUACCCACUGGAGUACAAAGUUGGAGAAGCGAUCUACAUGGAGAUCGCCCCAGUCAAUGUCGUGCAAAACACUGAGGUCUUCCUUGAGUCCUGUGUAGCUACACCCUAUGAUAAUCCCAAUUAUCCCAUCUCUUAUCCUAUCAUCAGAAAUGGAUGCGGGGUUGAUGAAACUGUUAACAUCUACACAAGUCACCAGCCCAAUGUCAAGUUCAGUAUGGAGGCCUUCAAAUUUAUUGGACAAUAUGACCAGGUGUUUAUCAGCUGCUCCAUUAUCAUCUGUCAAGCCAACAAUCCCAACACACGCUGUGCUCAGGGCUGCACCAACGGCACACAAGUCGCACCAUCCUCACACGUUCACAAAAGAGAAGCUGCCAUUCAGACCGGAAGCCACUUCGUCUCACAGGGACCCCUGCGGCUGAGGAGGAGCGCAUCACUUACUGAGGCCAUCAGCCCAAGCCUGAACCUGAACCUUGUUUUUGUGGCUGGAUGUGUCAUGGCAGUAGUUGCCAUGGUGUGUGGAAUGAUGGUCUACAAAUCCAGGGGAUCAAAGGUCAACUACCAACUUGUGAAAUCAGAUGAGAUUUGAUCAGAUCAGAUCAGCUAAUUAACAUACUUUGGUGUAUUUAUUGUUGGAUGUAUUUCUACAGUUUCUGCAAAAAAAAAAAUUUUUGGUUUAUUUGUUUGGUAAGGUAAUAUUACAAUAAAAACAUGUUCUGUUUAUUAUAAUAAAAACUGUUCUGUCUGCAUAAAUGCAACUGCUGCUUCUAGGCAAUAGUAUGUGCUUUGCAGAAAUUGUCACAGCUGGAAACCCAGCAUAGGUUUUCUGUAACUAAUAAAGUGUGGAUGAGUGGGGAUGGAUUUUAUACUGUUCAAUAAUUGUCUUUUUGGGCUACUGCUUGUUGUGUUUAUAUGUAUUCUAAGGUAUAUGUACGUAUAUGUAAUGUACUAUAUAUUUUGAAAUGCAUUAAACACAUACUUGAUUAAAACAGAAAAA